GGAGACGGUAAGUGUGGGCUGGGGUCCGCGGCGCCGACAGCGGCGGCGGCGGCCGGGGGUGAGUCGGCGGGGCAGGCGCGCUGGUGCCAUUCGGUCUCGGCCUACUCCCUUUCUUUCUCCUCUUCGGCCCAUAUCGGGCCGCGGCCCCGACCUCUCACCCCUGACCCGCUGCUUCUGCCCCGGAGGGCGGUCACUGCAGACCCUGACCUCGAUCCCACGGUGUUGAAGGCGGAGCCUGAACGGCCUCUGGGGCCGCUGAAGGGUCCAGUUUGGGCUCUGUGCCUGCCCGCGGAAUGGGGUCGGGGUCCGACGUAGAAGAGCCAGAGAGGCCCUUCAGACCCCUCCCCUACCCCUGGCUUCAGGCUUGGUCCGCAGACGACUCCUCCCUUGGCGGCCUGGAGUUUGAUUCUGGACCAGUCCGGCUUUCCCUCUGUCCCCCGGUCUCCCCUCGGCGCCACUGGUGGCGGUUACAGGGGAUGGGACUCUGAGACCCCCUGGGACCUGGGGCGGCAGGAAGGGACGCGAACGAGGGCGCAGGCCCCCCUGUGUGUUUUGUUGUGAUGAUAGAGCCACUCCAGCCCGGAGGAUGGGCUAGGCCAAGCUGACAGUUCAAAUCCCCUGGCUGCUCAUCCGUCCCGCCCGGGAGUCUCUAGCUUUAGUUCCGGGUGUGAGUGCCCUGAUGUGGAGCUGGGGUGGAAAUUGCCUGAACCAGGCCCCCAUCAGAGGCGGAGUUGGCGGCCUUCCAGCUUCCCUUCUUGAUGCCCUUGAAAAGGAGGAGCGUUUCACCGUUGGUGGUGGAGGCUUGCGAGGUGGCAGGUUUGAGGUUGCAGUGGUAGGGCAGUCCAGCCAAAAAUAACCAUGGGUGCUGGGGUGGCUGGAAUCUGGGAGGGCAGCCGCUGACCUGGCUGGCUGCACUUCUAGUCAGCCCAGUUCUCUGGCCAGGAACAGCAAAUGAGAAGCCGACAAGGCCUGUGCUCGAAGUUGACAUCCUUGGCUUGGUUUCCUUCAUAUCACCUUUUUCCUCAUUGUGCAGAGCAGAGCUUCCCAAAGCAUAAUUGUGGCCUUUAGCUGCUUUUUAAACAAGCUGUUUGCUGAGGUUUUCGAGACUCAGAGAUAAUUGAGAAAUGGGCCCUAGAGCCCUGGCUGGGAGGAUGAUAUCUGCUAUUUCCAAUAUUUUAUUUGCCUAGAAUGUGUUAAAGGAAGGAUACUCUUCUCUGUUAUUGCUUUAUGUGUGGUACCUUAUAACUCUCAUGCUUGUCAUCUCUUUUGCCAGGCUGGGAGAUGUUACCUCCAUUUUCCAGGCAUGCUAACCAAGGCCUAGAGUGACUUGUCUAAGGUCAUGAGGCUGAUGCAUCACUGUAAGCGAUACCGCUCCCCUGAACCAGACCCGUACCUGAGCUACCGAUGGAAGAGGAGGAGGUCCUACAGUCGGGAACAUGAAGGGAGACUGCGAUACCCGUCCCGAAGGGAGCCUCCCCCACGGAGAUCUCGGUCCAGAAGCCAUGACCGCCUGCCCUACCAGAGGAGGUACCGGGAGCGCCGUGACAGCGAUACAUACCGGUGUGAAGAGCGGAGCCCAUCCUUUGGAGAGGACUACUAUGGAUCUUCACGUUCUCGUCAUCGUCGGCGAUCGCGGGAGAGGGGGCCAUACCGGACCCGCAAGCAUGCCCACCACUGCCACAAACGCCGCACCAGGUCUUGUAGCAGCGCCUCCUCGAGAAGCCAACAGAGCAGUAAGCGCAGCAGCCGGAGUGUGGAAGAUGACAAGGAGGGUCACCUGGUGUGCCGGAUCGGCGAUUGGCUCCAAGAGCGAUAUGAGAUUGUGGGGAACCUGGGUGAAGGCACCUUUGGCAAGGUGGUGGAGUGCUUGGACCAUGCCAGAGGGAAGUCUCAGGUUGCCCUGAAGAUCAUCCGCAACGUGGGCAAGUACCGGGAGGCUGCCCGGCUAGAAAUCAACGUGCUCAAAAAAAUCAAGGAGAAGGACAAAGAAAACAAGUUCCUGUGCGUCUUGAUGUCUGACUGGUUCAACUUCCACGGUCACAUGUGCAUCGCCUUUGAGCUCCUGGGCAAGAACACCUUUGAGUUCCUGAAGGAGAAUAACUUCCAGCCUUACCCCCUACCACAUGUCCGGCACAUGGCCUACCAGCUCUGCCACGCCCUUAGAUUUCUGCAUGAGAAUCAGCUGACCCAUACAGACUUGAAACCAGAGAACAUCCUGUUUGUGAAUUCUGAGUUUGAAACCCUCUACAAUGAGCACAAGAGCUGUGAGGAGAAGUCAGUGAAGAACACCAGCAUCCGAGUGGCUGACUUUGGCAGUGCCACAUUUGACCAUGAGCACCACACAACCAUUGUGGCCACCCGUCACUAUCGCCCGCCUGAGGUGAUCCUUGAGCUCGGCUGGGCACAGCCCUGUGAUGUCUGGAGUAUUGGCUGCAUUCUCUUUGAGUACUACCGGGGCUUCACACUCUUCCAGACCCACGAAAACCGAGAGCACCUGGUGAUGAUGGAGAAGAUCCUAGGGCCCAUCCCAUCACACAUGAUCCACCGUACCAGGAAGCAGAAAUAUUUCUACAAAGGGGGCCUAGUUUGGGAUGAGAACAGCUCUGACGGCCGGUAUGUGAAGGAGAACUGCAAACCUCUGAAGAGUUACAUGCUCCAAGACUCCCUGGAGCACGUGCAGCUGUUUGACCUGAUGAGGAGGAUGUUAGAAUUUGACCCUGCCCAGCGCAUCACACUGGCCGAGGCCCUGCUGCACCCCUUCUUUGCUGGCCUGACCCCUGAGGAGCGGUCCUUCCACACCAGCCGCAACCCAAGCAGAUGACAGGCACAGGCCACCGCAUGAGGAGAUGGAGGGCGGGACUGGGCCGCCCAGCCCCUUGACUCCAGCCUCGACCACCAGGCCCCAGGCCAGAGCCACCCAAUGAACAGUGCAAUGUGAAGGAAGGCAGGAGCCUGCAGGGGAGCAGACUUGGUGCCCAGCUGCCAGAAAGCACAGAUUUGACCCAAGCUAUUUAUAUGUUGUAAAGUUAUAAUAAAGUGUUUCUUACUGUUUGUAACCCCUGGUACCAGUGUGUCCAUCUCCAGGCUCCUUGCCUUCCCCUUACCUGACCUUAUUAAUAAAGUCUUUCUUAGCAGUUCA
Molecule: messenger RNA, 3139 nt
Organism: Gorilla gorilla gorilla (western lowland gorilla)
Lineage: Eukaryota; Metazoa; Chordata; Mammalia; Primates; Hominidae
Gene: CLK3
Product: CDC like kinase 3
Exons: 13
Coding region: 1340-2821 (493 amino acids)
Biological process (GO): regulation of RNA splicing; peptidyl-tyrosine phosphorylation
Cellular component (GO): nucleus
Molecular function (GO): protein tyrosine kinase activity; protein serine/threonine kinase activity; ATP binding
Source: RefSeq, a predicted model, not a curated record